Messenger RNA from Seminavis robusta, 1645 nucleotides. The record is from the annotation of a GenBank genome assembly. NCBI's taxonomy places the organism in Eukaryota, Bacillariophyta, Bacillariophyceae, Naviculales, Naviculaceae.
AUAAUGUGACGCAGGUUCCGGAAAUAUUGAGAAGCCAAAUUGUGGGCUUCCCACUCAUGGAUCAUCGAUCAUCCAUCUCUCUGGCUCCUCCACAUCUAUCUUCCAUCUUCCCAUAAUCUUUGGUCUUCGAAACCCCGGGCACACAACCUCAAAGUUUUCAACUGUGGAUUCUCAAUCUCAGCCUGAAAAGCAGGAAAGAAAGGACGAUGGUGCACCAAAGCUAUCUCCUAUUGAUGUGGCUUGCCUGCAUCAGGCAAUUCAGCCAUGGUUUUGUUCCAUCCAACAGCAUUCGUCGUCAUGCGGUGUCAUUGGGACCAGGAUCUCCAAGAUCGGGCACGGCUGUGGCUGCCAUCGCAUUUGACAGCAACUGGCACAAGGGUACCGAAGACCGUUUUGAGAGGACUGCAUCUAGGGAUUCAACAGUCCAGGCUCCUUGCAUUAUCCAGGUUGAUGGUGUGAGCUACAAUCUUACUGCAUGGGCUAAAUCUCAUCCAGGAGGAGACAAGAUUCUUUCAAAAUUUCAUGGUAAAGAUGCCACCAAGGCGUUCUUUGCAGCUGGACAUUCUCAAAGAGCCAUUGAGAUGUUAAAGGAUUUUGCCAUUGGUACUCCCACCAAUCCCCCAUCAGCAGGGCCAUCAUCAUUGCUGCAGGCAAAGAAAAGACCACGCUGGAUAGCAAAAUUGUUCACAAAGGAGGAUCCAAUUGGAGUGCACAAGUCCUUGGGAGUGUUUGUCCUUAUGCAUUUUAUUUUUCGGUUCCGACAAAUGUUCAUUGGCGAUCCAUCUUGUGGCUUGGGAACACGGCUGGGUAAAGGACCAAGCAUUUGGCCCGCAUUGUGCCUGCUACCUCAUGCCAUGUUGAGUCUUUCAAGCUUGAUAUUCCAUACUGUGCCUCGUGAGAGGGUUGUUGGAAUGCCCAUGAUAUGGUCUGAAUACCGGGUGCACAAUAUUGCAUUUGGGGUGAGAUCUGUCAUUACUGCUGCCUUGGCAUGGGCCAGCUUCUAUUUCAAUCAUUCGUCCACUUGGCGCCGUGUUGCCCUCAUUGGGAGUGCUGCUGCAGUCAUUGGAGCCCAAAUCACUGCAGAUCUUGGAACCAAGUACUUGAGAGUCAACAACAAGGAAUCAACAACCGCCACCAUGCCUUACUGGGAUGGCUGCUCCCUGAAGACACAGAAGCGGUUCAAGUCCUUUUAUGCCUACUGUCAAUUUAUGGCUACAAUGGCCUGCCUUGCUGUUGGUAACCCUGGAUGGCCACUGAGUGUUCUUUUAGCCAUCCAAAUGGCUUCUUUGCUCAUGACACUCGUUCGUAAAGGACUGCUGUCUGCUAGGGGAUACCAUAUUGGUUACACUGCAACACUGAUCAUGCCUUGGAUUGUUGGAAUCCGUAGCUUUGCUAAAGGGCCUGAUUUUGCCUAUGCAACUGUGGCUGCUUGGAUUAUCUAUCAACUUCGAAGGAGAGGCAUCAACAAAUACUUGCUUUGGAGUCCUGUAAUUGCGGCGAGAAUCAUGUGGGGAGAUGGCAUGCUUCACUGGCAAGCCUACUGAGGAUGAAUGAACGCCACUCAAUAGAUAUUUUUAAGCGGCUUUCGUUACUAGCUACCUGGUAGUAGAAUGACUCUAAAUUCAAUAAAACAGCAAUAGCUUUC